This is a messenger RNA of Aureobasidium pullulans EXF-150, 1278 nucleotides long. RefSeq lists its product as uncharacterized. The transcript has 4 exons. NCBI's taxonomy places the organism in Eukaryota, Fungi, Ascomycota, Dothideomycetes, Dothideales, Saccotheciaceae. The record is from RefSeq and is a predicted model, not a curated record. Bases 1 to 1278 code for a protein of 425 amino acids.
AUGGCGACACCAAGCGGUUCGUCGUGGCUUGACAAAGUAAUGGAAAAGGGCUCGAAUCUACACCAGGCCAGGAAGGAAUACAUAAUGGAGGCUUUGCAGCUCGAGCCAAAAUUGUCGAAGCACGAUACCGAGAGACAAGAGACAUCAGAUGAUGGUGAGGACUCUGAAACCACCAAAGUCGCUGAUAGAUCGAAGAGCGACCUCGACUCGGACACCCCACCUACAAGGUCAAGCGCCCCAAGUUCUUCUCAUGCCCUCGAUCACCGUCCACUGCCACCGCCGUCUUCGCCUCGUGGCACCAAGAGGGAUCUCGACGACGAACCGGGCAUGGCCUAUUCGAAGGAGAAGCACAUGAAGAGAUUGUCUUCGCUGUGUGAAUGGGUUCCUAGCAAGAGAUUGAUGGAGACGGUGGAAAAGAUCUACCCCGAGCCCGGCCCAUCGGAGACAGGCCUUACAGAUCCUCGGAUAUGUGUGUAUUUCCAACACUACCGCUGGAUCUUCUUAAAUGACUAUCUCUUCAUCGGACGCUGGAACAUUUGCUACAUACCGCAGGACGUGUGGUACAAGCGUAGCACAAUCAACGGGGUCCUUGAGGGUAGGUUCUACCUUGAUUCAGGCGACGACGCAGAACCCAGGGUCUUGGACCCGCUGCGUCUGGACAAAUAUUUCGAAUGCGUCCAACACCUGCUGGAACCAUCGUCUUUCGAAAGCAGAGUUCCCUUCGAGCUCUAUCUCCAAAACCUCUGGUGCUUGGUUCGCGCAUUCCCUUGCACGCAUGCAAAGCAGGGUCGGCUUCCUGGAGAGAUCUUCAGACGGCCCGGUCCGUGGAAGUUCCCCAUGUGGGCACUUGAGCAUUUCUUGGAUCUCCCUGACUAUGCCCAGACCGUUGAUCAAAGGGCUCUCACAUUAUAUCUCGGAGAUAUAACCCAAGAUGUGGCAAGAAAGGUUGGAUUUCGUCUCCGCCGCGCUCCCUUGACAGCGCCAGCUGUCGUCGAUGCCAGGCAUACUGAGAAGCCAUGGGUGACCAGAUACUUCGAGGAGAUGUCAACAACGGAGAGAGCCGAAAUAUAUCGGGAGAAUACCACCAUGACCGGCCAUCAGACACGCGACCGUGAACACAACAAAUUCUGGUCCAAGAUCACCGAGUUCCCCUACUUAGAGUUGAAGGCCGAAAACAUGAUCCUACCAUUGCCGAUUGGAACCUCAGAACCCCAUGCAGUUGGCAUGGAAGAAGACGAUAGGCAUAGAUACGUUGGACAUUGGUCCUCAGAACCUUAA